GCUGCUUGUGACUUGCGAAAUGGAGCCAGGAGCAGGUCGGAACAACAAGCGUCUGUGUUUGAGGAUUUUAUUCUUAAGUGAAACACAAACAUCGACAGGCAGGACGAUAUCGACAACAGCCGCCUGGACAUUACCACAGCAGCUAACACACUUAUGAGAUGCAGCACUCGGUAGGAUGAACAGCAAUCACGAAGAAGAUGAGUUUGUUGCAGUGCGGGUCCAAGAUCCCCGCAUGCAGAACGAAGGCUCGUGGAAUUCAUAUGUGGAUUAUAAAAUAUUCCUACAUACCAACAGCAAAGCCUUCACAGCCAAGACUUCCUGUGUGCGUCGGCGCUACAGUGAGUUUGUCUGGCUCAAGAAGAAGCUGCAGAAGAACUCUGGUUUGGUGCCCGUCCCAGACCUUCCAGGAAAAUCCUUCUUCUCCUUCAGCAACGAGGACUUUCUGGAGAGGAGGAGGAAAGGACUUCAGGCCUUCUUGGACAAAGUGGUGCACAUGACAGUAUGCCUGUCAGACAGCCAGCUCCACCUCUUCCUGCAGACCCAGCUGCCGGUCGGUCACAUCCAGGACUGCGUUCAGGGCCACACUCCCUACUCCGUGACGGACGCCAUCCUCACCUACGCCUCGUCCAACUGGGGCUUGGCUCAGGCUCAGGAGGACGAUUCCAUCAAGGAGCCGAGUUUGACCGUUUCUUAUGAGUCCAUGGAGAGCCCAGCUCCUCAUCAACCGUGCCUACAAAUCAAGGAGACUUUCAGCCCUGACCUUCUCUCCUGUGGAGACUCUGACCCUCUAGAAGGUUUACUGGAGCAAUGUGAUCAGGACACGGCUGAGUUACCGCACAAGGAGAAAUCCUCAGUAAAGAUCUCCCAGGAGAACAACCAUCUAGAGGCUGUCGUCGAGUGCGACUGUGGUCCGACAGAGGCAAGCUUUUUUCUGGGUGACAACCCGGACGGCCCCGAGAGCCUCAGCCUGGCAGAACAGACCCAGCAGAAGACCUGUCAGAUACAGACACCAGUGGAGGUGCACUCGCCCAUGGGGACUGGCUUUGAAUUCUGUGGGGUGGAGAGUGUGUUUGACGAGGAAGAGGAAAGCGUUGCGACAUUAGAUACAGAAGAAAAGACUGUUCACAAUCCAGAAAUGGAGGUGACGACUGAUCAGUUGGACAGUGCUGUGGAAGUAAAUAUAGAAAAGGUCACCUGUGAGCCAGAGGAAUGUCCGAAUUCUGUAGCGAUUUUAGAUAUUAAGGACAAUGAGGAACAGGAGGCAGAAAGAGAUGCCAGACCUCAGGAAGUUCUGGAAGUCGUCUGCUCUGUGACGCAGGUUUUAGAAAACCACGUCAUCUCUGAGUUUAACGGUCUCGAUCAUAUUGAUAGCACCAACGGUCCAGUUUCAGAUGUCAGCUGUGUGGAGGAUUUAGAGAAGUCAGACGAGCAAAAAUCUGAAAGCAAAGGGGAGACUCCUCUUCAGUCAGAAGUCGAUGCUGAAACUGACGACGUGAGCAGUGUCCCAGAUGUGGAAAGUGGUCACGUAGUUCACCAGAUUGACCAAAAGCAAGUUGAAGAAGAGGUGGAUUUUGUUGGGACCAAAUAUGAGAGCGAUGAGGACAGCCACUCGCUGCCAUCCUCCAAUGAGAGCAUUGUCAAAGUCAGUGAGGAAGAAAGCGUUUAUGACGAGACUGAGGACUUGAUCCAGGCUGCGAACGGCUACAUGAAAACAUCUCCUGAGGACGUCUCUCACUGGUCCGAAGUGGAGGCCUCCGGCAGGAACAUUUUGGACCUACAGAUAAAUGGAUGCUCUGUGGAGAAAAAGGACGUUUCUGCCCAGGAGGACGAGGACCUGCAGUAUAUGACAUCUGUGGACCUUAACUCAACUGUAGCAAGUGCAGAUUUGACUGAAAGCAGUGACUUCAGCAUCUUAGAGACCAGCAGCGUGCCUGCAGUAGCUGAUAGUAAAUACACUGAGCAGGAAACCCUGUCCUCGCUGUCUUUGGACGCCCCAGACGAGACUCAUGAGGUGCAGGUGCGUUAGUUUAACACCUGAAAUCCAUGAGACCGCAUAUAUAAGCCCUGUUUAAGGGCUGCUUCACCCUCACUGAGCUUGAUCAAUGGAUGGUGGGAGUCGUCCUCUGCCAAAGACGCAUUCGAUCACACGAAGAUAAACAAAGUACAUACUGGGAGUUGUGUCUGUCACAAAAUAUGUGCACAUUAUUAUACAGUCUUCAUAUUGUGGAUGAUCUAGUCUGUUAAUGUCAAACAAGAACAGAGGCAUACUUAUAAUUUAAUAUUCAGUCAUGUUCCAGGCAUAACUUGUUUUUAAAAUAGUGUAUAUCUAAUUUUGAAAUGACUGUCUUCAUUUACACUCAGGUACACUAAAUACUGGAACAAGUUUUUUUUUUCCUCUGCUGUGCAUCAUGAUUGGCAGCAGAGGGUGCCCAAGAUCUAGAUUAAUGAUUCAAAAUUUGGUUUCCUGAGCACAUCUAAAGAAUUAAAGGUUUUAUUGUUCAGUAAGAGAUAUAAUGAAUGUUUUUGGCGCUGAAAUUUAGUCAUGUUAUGUUGCAGAGUUCACCGAUAAUGAAACAUUUGAGAAACAAAUUAUAACAGAGACAUAUACACUUGAAUGAAAGAGGUUCCGAUUUUUUAUAGCAACACUCACAUGUCCGUAUAUGCUUUGAAAUAGAAUUGCAUCGAUUACUUGAUUAAUCAAAUAAAAUUAAUGCACAAUAAUCAUUUUAGUCAUCUGAGGAUGUCACCUAAGGCUGUGGGACAUUACAACAAACAUUUUUCACCAUUUUCUGACAUUUAUGAAAUUCAGCCUAAAAUAACACGAGGCCUAAGACAAAUCAUGUGUGUUUCUUUUAGUUACAGUCUAUUUAAUACCAGUUUCACUCUGUGUUUUCCUGUAGAGCUGCAGUGAAGAUACAGUCAGACAAAUAGAGACUUCAGAAAUAAAAAGACUGUAAAUUUGGGAGUCAGACACUUCAUUUGUCUAAUGAUAACUGGAGAUUUCAUUCUACAUCAUUUGCUCUCCAGUAUGAACAGAAGGAACAAUUACAGACAUGUGAGUAUUGCUUAAAGACAGAGGGGGAAAAAAGGUGAACCCGCCUUUUAAGUCACUAGAGAAUCACGCAGUUAUUCCUGCUCUUAAUGUGAAUCACAUAAAAAUCUCUUAAGUCAACAACUGCCUGCUUAUGAUGCCAUGUAUAAUCUAUCAUUGAUCCAAGUCACUAAGUCAGGAUGGUUUGGUUUGUCUGCAGAAGAGACAAAUCCAAUCAAGAGACAAAUUACAUCACUUUAGCCGAAAAAAGCACUAAUAAAUAAUUGGGGUUUUUUUGGAUUUCAUUUCAUAAACAAUUAUCAGAAUAAGAAAUGUAAUUGAAUCAUUUGAUUACCUAAUUUAAACUGAACCACUUGUCUCAAAAUUAAAUUUAAGCAACAAUAACAUAUUCACUUGGGAACCACUGUGCAAUGAAAUCAAUACCUUUUCAGUCUCUUUGAUUCAUUAAAAUUGGCAAAAGGAGAAAUGAGUGACACCCUUAGGGGGACACCUGGUUUAUAUACACUAAACUUUAUCUGUGAAGAUUUUUCUUUUUAGUUAUUUAUUUCAGACAUUAACACAGUGCUCCCUCUUUUCUAACAAACAACAGUUGGAUUAAGAUGAGCUUAAUUAGUUUUAAAUUAAAGACUACACUGAAGAGUAUAUUUGUGGUUUUUAAUUCCACCUAGUCUGAAGCUUGGUCCUCGACAUGGUUACACACACAUGCGUGCGCACACACACACACACUUUUUGCUUUUAAAAAGGGACCCACAGUUUAUUGUAUCAUUUCACAAAGACAUGAUCCUUUACAUGUUUUUGUGGCAAAGUUAGCCGUGUUGAAUUGAUGAUCAGUGUUUCCAUGUCAACUCUGACUGUAGACUUUCAUUAAUCUUAAACUGUCAUAGCAACUACUGUUGUCGUCGGAUUGUAUAGUUCUGGGUUUUGCUAUCUGUCUACACUGUAAAUGAGCACCUGAGGUAUUUUUUGCAAACUUGAGUUGCUUUUAAAAAGUUGUUUUAUGUUCAGAGUCAAAAACCCUGCUUCUACAGAGACCUCUAUUUUAUAACAUGGAUCUACAAGGGCAAUGAUAACAACCUGAGUGAUGUGUCCGUGUAAACGUUCAAACUAUCAUCUAAUAAUUUCAUUUCAAAUAAAUAGUUUUUCUUCUUUA
Seriola aureovittata is the source of this 4202-nucleotide messenger RNA. RefSeq names its product sorting nexin 11 (gene snx11). The record is from RefSeq and is a predicted model, not a curated record. Lineage: Eukaryota; Metazoa; Chordata; Actinopteri; Carangiformes; Carangidae. The coding region runs from base 176 to 2026 and encodes 616 amino acids. The transcript is spliced from 7 exons. Gene Ontology annotation, molecular function: phosphatidylinositol binding. Gene Ontology annotation, biological process: intracellular protein transport.